GUAAUAUCCUCUAAUCCAUGUGCAUGCUUUCUCUUUGCCUAUAAAACAACUUCUACUAUAAACAUAUUCAUAAGAACUCAAAGCUACCAAACAAAAUGACUAGCCAAUUUGAGCCAUGGUCUGAACUGGAGGGCAAAAUCGUCAUGGUCACCGGCGCAUCCUCCGGCCUCGGCCUUGAGUUCUGCGUCGACCUCGCUAAGGCUGGUUGCAGGAUCAUUGCCGCUGCACGUAGAAUCAACCGACUCAACUCCCUCUGUCAUCAAAUCAAUCAAACGGACGUCCCAACCGGCUGUCCGCGUCGAGCUAUCGCAGUGGAGCUCGACGUCACGGCCGAUGGCCUGGCUAUCGCCGCUUGCGUCGAGAAAGCUUGGGAUGCAUUCGGACGCAUAGAUGUUCUCAUCAACAACGCUGGUGUCAAUGGGCCAAAGAAAAUAUCACUAGAGCUCCCCGAGAAGGAAUGGGAAAAUGUGGUGAAAACAAACUUGAAAGGCUCUUGGGUGGUCUCCAAGUACAUCGGAGCGCGGAUGCGCGAUAGCGGCAACGGCGGCUCAAUCAUCAACAUCUCAUCAGUUCUCGGCUUGAAUCGAGCACAAUACCGCAAUAGCGUUUCCUAUAGUUCAUCCAAAGCCGGCCUUGAUUCUAUGACCAGGGUCAUGGCGUUGGAGCUCGGAGAUUACAAUAUAAGAGUGAAUUCAAUUGCACCGGCAUUGUUCAUAGCUGAGAUGACAGAAAGUAUAUAUCGAGACCAUAUUAACAAGGUUAAAAGUUUGGUUGAAAAAACAGUUCCACUAAAAAGUCUUGGAACAACCAAUCCAGCACUUACAUCUGUCGUUCGCUAUUUGAUUCAUGAUUCGUCAAGCUACGUUUCAGGCAAUAUCUUCAUUGUUGAUUCUGGUGGCACUCUCCCAGCUUAUCCCAUUUUCUCAUCACUUUGAUAUUGUGUUGUUGAUUUGAAAUUUAUACAUGUAUUAAACUGAAGCAUUUCAUCAAUUACAACGUCGUUCCUUUUCUCCAGGUGCCUAGGUAUCAACCAAAGUCUUUCAUCAUUUGAACCUCACACUUAUAGAUGUAAUAGAAUUAUAAAUAAAGUUACAUUAUCCUUUAUCUAA
Molecule: messenger RNA, 1109 nt
Organism: Salvia miltiorrhiza (redroot sage)
Lineage: Eukaryota; Viridiplantae; Streptophyta; Magnoliopsida; Lamiales; Lamiaceae
Exons: 3
Coding region: 96-935 (279 amino acids)
Molecular function (GO): oxidoreductase activity
Source: RefSeq, a predicted model, not a curated record